GACUUCUUUACAAAUGUUUGUUUAUUGGCCUUAAAGGCUCAGUGUGUUCCUGACACUUUCCAAACCCGUCUCGACACUAAAUCAUCGUUUUUUGCAAAAAUUACGAGUUUAGGAACGGAUUUCUUGAACUUGAGGACUUCGGUAGUCAAUUAAAAGUAUAUCGUGCCUUUUUAACGGGACCUUUAUAUCAAAGAAUUGUCUGUUUCUUGGAAAUUAAAGAAAUGAGAGUUUUAACAGUUUGCUUUCUCCUUUUCUCACUUGCGUAUGCUUGGUCAGCUGUCGAUCAUGAAAUCUUUGAGGUGGUAGACAAUUUGCGUUCCUUGCUGAAGAACAAGAAGUCGUUUUACGAAGUUUUGGAAGUGUCGCCUUCAGCAACUGCAAAGCAAAUCAAUCGUGCUUUCCGUGCGAAAAGCAGAGUCUAUCAUCCUGACAAGAACAAGAAAACCCGUGAUAUUUAUACGCAAUUGAAUCUUGCUGUCAAUAUCCUCCGUAAACCUGAGGCCAGAAAACGUUACGACCACUUUCUGAAGAACGGUUUUCCCAAAUGGAAAGGAACUGCUUACCUGUAUUCUCGUUACCGUCCUGGUUUGGGCAGUGCUCUGUUUGUCAUUUUCCUUGGUAUUAGUGUUGCUCAUUUUGUUUUCAUUAAGCUCAGCGCUCAUCAACAACGCAAGUCCAUUCAAAGACAUAUCGACGAUGCGAAAAACAACCAGCGUAAUGCUGUCGCUGGUACAUUUAACAAAAAAAUCGUCCAAGUUCCCGAAACUGGUCGGUUGUACACCGUUGACACAAUCACUGGCCAGGUCUGUGUCUUUGAUCCUCAAAGAAACGAAGAGUAUCUUCUUUCCGUUGACGCUAUUCCUAAAGUGACCUUCAGCGACAGCUUGCUUGUGAAGCUUCCUCGUGCAAUCUUCCACCUAAUCACUUUCAAUGCAUUCCGCAGAAAGCCCGUGGAAAAAUCUGAAAGCGCUGAACUCGAGUUGACUUCUGAAAGUGACGAAGUUAGCAGUGAAAAUGAGAUUGAGAAUGAAGGUGCAAAAUCGAGUUCGGCUUCCGUUCAUGCAGUUAAAAUCGGAAAUCGACGUGUCCAACGCCGCAUGCGUCGAGCUCAAGCAAAAGAAAAUGCGAAAAAGUAAAUAAAAUUGAUGCUAUUAUAAUUGGAAAAUGGUCUAAAUUAACGGUUUUAUUUUGCUUCUUCUGGACAGAAACGAGCUGUCAAGCAUAAUGCAGGGCAAACAUCAGAAAGCUUUGAGUCAUCAUGUAACGCAAGAGAAAACAAGCCAAGAGCACUAUGCAAAACAUCAGGAUAUUCGCCAUGCACUUUACUGAAUCCUCCAAUGAGGUGCUGUGUUUGUUCAAGCAAAAAGUUUCUUGAAGCAUUCGCUUCGACUAAAUGGAUUUCACCCAAGAUACUUAAUGUUGCUUGUACCCAAAAUGAAUAGCAUGUAUCGGUUAACUUUUGAGUGCGUCCGUUGAAACCUCCAUCUGAUUGUUGACGGAAAACCAACCAUCGUAACAGUCGAUCAUAGUGAGGAAUGCACUUUUUUAGCGACUUCCCCCGGAACUCAGGAAUCAUCUUAUUCAACAACUUCCAGGAGGCAAUUGCACAAAAGGUAGCGCCUGCGUGCGCUUCCGCGCCCGGAGUUUGGCCGAAUCCGCCUUCAUACCGCUGACAGGACUUAAUAUAAUCUAGCGACUGCUCCACAUUCUUUAACUUUAGCUCAAGCAAGGUUGCGGUUGAAACUGCCAUAUACAAUUGUCGGAUGUCUUCAUCUGCCCCUGGCAGCAAGUUACUUCUGUACCUGCCGUCUUCACAUAGGCAGAGUUGUAGGAAGCGUUCGAUUCCUUUCAUGUCCUCGGUAUUGCUUCUCGGGUUAUCGCCAAGAAAGAGCAAAUUGCAUGCUGCGAACAGUGUUCCCGCUAACAUUGGCUCGUCCCAUUGCUCAUUUCCCGGUGUCAUAGUACACGGUCCUCCUCGAUAUCCAACAUAAUAAGCAUCCCCCUUAACAUCCUUGUCAAUGCUGUCGCAUCUCUUCGCGACCCUGCACGAACGGACCCAAGCAAUCCAAUCAAUCUUGUCUUGCUCCCGGAUUUCCUCCAACGCUUUUAGAAGAUCCAGUCCAAGUAAACAGAAGUAGCCUAGCACCAUCCGUUCACUAUCCAUUUCCUGGUAUGGUUGCGGAAACAUCAUUAAAUUUCGUUUGAAGUAAGCAAUGUGCUUUUUGACUUGCAAUUCUGGCAUCUUGUGUGUCUUCCUUCGAUACCCUCAAAUCCGUCUGGCGUGUGUAGCAAUUCUACCCCAAGUAAAAGAUUCGUUCAGAACGAAAAGCUGUAUAUGAUUCUUCUGUUAAAUCGUCAAAAAACCAACUAAUAUAUCGUCAAUGUAAUAAACGAAGAACUAUAUUAGCCGGAAUUGCUUUGGUUAAGAGAUUAUAAUUUGCUAUGUUUUCGGUGACUUUCGGAAUAGAUUCGGUGUUUUGCGGCUUGAUUCCGGAGUAUGUCUCGGCGAUGUUGCUUCAACGUUUACCGAAAGAAUACCGAGUUUCGGGAACUUGAAGACAAUCACGGUCAGCUUUCGGUGAAUUCCGGCCACUUUCGGUGACAGCGGUGACUUCGAGCAUUAAGCUACGGGCAUACCCUGUCAUUAGCACCAUCGUGUCUGCGGC
Messenger RNA from Schizosaccharomyces japonicus yFS275, 2666 nucleotides. RefSeq names its product DNAJ domain-containing protein Erj5. The transcript has a single exon. Lineage: Eukaryota; Fungi; Ascomycota; Schizosaccharomycetes; Schizosaccharomycetales; Schizosaccharomycetaceae. Bases 222 to 1136 code for a protein of 304 amino acids. Gene Ontology annotation, cellular component: endomembrane system. The record is from RefSeq and is a predicted model, not a curated record.